AAUCGUUGGCUACCUUCGCCGGAAAAGACUUUCUUCUUAGUUCCUCCAAUGAAAGCUAAGCAACGGAUCGACCAAUUCGGAUUAAUCGCUGGGUUAAAUAAAGGUCGUUCUACUCCAGUUACCAGCCUACCAUGCAUUCUGGAGUAUGUCCUUAAAGUGCCAGUGUGCCACUAGCUUGGUUGCAUCGAUCAGGUUAAGAAGCUUCUCAUCUCCACAAUUAGCUAGGGAGCUCUGAAUGGACGACGGUGCGGGCGGUGGCAUCGCUCCUUUCCCCUCGCCGUUGCCGGUCGCGGGCGGUGGCCAUGGGCACGUCAAGAGCCGGGCCUCGUCGGCGGUCGCGGCGGCCAGCGUCGCGCUCAUCCUGCUAUACCUCUUCUGGAAGUUCCUAUGGCAGUGCAGGAAAGACGUAGCGCCGAGGAGGGACGACAACGCCGCCUCGUCCUCGUCAUCCGCUCAACGGCCGAUCGACCCGGAGCGCGGCGAGAACAAGGUCAGGAUGCCGGUCCCGGCGUCGCCCGUGCGCGUGGACGGGCCGUCAGAAUCAGAUUCAGGGGACGCUGCGGAGAAGGCGGAGUGCGCUGUGUGCCUGGUGGAGUUCGGGCACGGCGGCGAGGCCGGGCGGUUCGUGCCGGGCUGCGGCCACGGGUUCCACGCCUCGUGCAUCGAGGCGUGGUUCCGGGUGAGGCCCACGUGCCCGCUCUGCCGCGCCGCGGUGGUGGUGCCCGGCCUGCCAGAGCCCAACCCUGGGCGCUUGGAGCGCAGUUGACCUUCUCAAAUUGCUCCAUGCGCAGAAUUUUGGCGGGCCGCGAUGAUGCACAGCUCGAUUGAUUAACUAGUCAAGCAGGCAAUUGUGUACAGUAGUAAAGAUUUUAUUCUGUUUUGUACAUUUCCAAAACAAAACAAAAAAUCUGUUUUGUCUGUGUAAGGAGGAAACAAGGAUACGGGGCACUGGCGACAUUACACCAUACAUUGAGUAACACUCGAGUUUCAGAAGAACAGUUACACCCCCAUUGGCACAUACCUGAUGUGCGGAAACUGCAACUGAUUUCAUAGAGUUUACAGGCCAAAUGCCUGUCGUGUAAGCAAAAGCUUUAAAAACAUAAACAGCAUGGCGAAUGCGUACAAUUUGCCAACAAGUGUAUCAGCCACUCA
This is a messenger RNA of Brachypodium distachyon (stiff brome), 1152 nucleotides long. Its product is annotated as E3 ubiquitin-protein ligase EL5. Gene Ontology annotation, biological process: protein ubiquitination. Bases 236 to 766 code for a protein of 176 amino acids. NCBI's taxonomy places the organism in Eukaryota, Viridiplantae, Streptophyta, Magnoliopsida, Poales, Poaceae. The record is from RefSeq and is a predicted model, not a curated record. The transcript has a single exon.